Molecule: messenger RNA, 1581 nt
Organism: Capsella rubella
Lineage: Eukaryota; Viridiplantae; Streptophyta; Magnoliopsida; Brassicales; Brassicaceae
Product: pollen-specific leucine-rich repeat extensin-like protein 3
Exons: 2
Molecular function (GO): protein binding
Source: RefSeq, a predicted model, not a curated record
UAUGCCCAUAUCUAUAAGCAGCCUUGGGUAUUUUCCAAGGUUUUGUUCAAAGCCAUGAAUAAACCUACAAUUUCUUUACCGCCCUUUGGCUGCUUCUUUUUGUUCUUUUCUCUCUUCUUCUUUUUCUCCUUAUUCUCCUCUGUUGUUUUAGCACUCACCGAUGCAGAAGCUUCAUUUAUUCCGCAGCGACAGCUUUUGACGUUACCCGAAAAUGGCGAACUUCCUGAUGAUAUUGAGUAUGAGGUUGAUCUUAAGGUGACAUUUGCAAACCAUAGGCUUAAGAGAGCGUAUAUUGCACUCCAAGCCUGGAAAAAGGCGGUGUAUUCAGACCCAUUUAACACCACGGGAAACUGGCAUGGACCGCAUGUGUGUGGGUACACGGGCGUGUUCUGCGCCUCAGCUCUUGAUGAUCCUAAUGUCGCGGUUGUGGCGGGUGUUGAUUUGAAUGGGGCGGAUAUAGCAGGGCAUUUACCAGCUGAGCUUGGUUUGAUGACGGAUGUGGCGAUGUUCCAUCUGAAUUCGAACCGGUUCUGUGGUAUCAUACCCAAGAGUUUAGAGAAGUUGAGGCUAAUGCACGAGUUCGAUGUCAGUAACAACCGGUUUGUUGGACCUUUCCCUUCUGUUGUCCUCUCAUGGCCAGCCGUUAAGUACAUAGACGUUAGAUACAAUGAUUUCGAAGGUCAAGUCCCUCCUGAGCUUUUCAAGAAGGAUCUUGAUGCCAUUUUCUUGAACAACAACAGAUUCACGUCUACCAUUCCUGAUUCCAUUGGAGAAUCCUCAGCAUCUGUCGUGACCUUUGCUCACAACAAAUUCAACGGUUGUAUCCCUAAAACUAUUGGAAACAUGAAGAAUCUAAACGAGAUUAUCUUUAAGGACAACAAUCUUGGCGGUUGUUUCCCAUCAGAGAUUGGAAAGUUAGCCAAUGUGAAUGUGUUUGAUGCUAGCAUGAACUCCUUCACCGGUGUUUUACCACCGAGCUUUGUAGGGCUCACGGGUGUUGAAGAGUUUGAUAUCUCUGGGAAUAAACUCACAGGAUUUGUACCUGAGAAUAUAUGCAAACUACCUAAACUAGUUAACCUGACGUACGCCUUCAAUUACUUCAAUGGACAAGGCGAUUUGUGUAUUCCAGGUAGUCGCACGGAGAUUGCAUUGGACGAUACACGUAACUGCUUGCCUGAUAGGCCUAAGCAACGAUCAGCCAGGGAAUGUGCAAUUGUGAUUAGUCGUCCAGUUGAUUGUAGUAAGGACAAGUGCGCUGGUGGUUCAAGCCAUGUUGCACCGUCAAGGUCCACAUCACCUGUGCCAACUAGGCCGGUUCAUAAACCACAAACACCAAAAGAGUCGCCACCUGUUCCAACUAGGCCUGUCCAUAAACCACAACCACCAAAAGAGUCACCACAUGUGCCAACUAGGCCGGUCCAUAAACCACAACCACCAAAAGAGUCGCCACAUGUGCCAACUAGGCCGGUCCAUAAACCACAACCACCAAAAGAGUCUCUACUCCCCACCACCACCUCCAGUAAAGUCACCACCACCACCACCAACACCAACACGGACAGUAGAAGCACCACCACCAAGUGA